AAGUCGGAAAAGACGCUCAAGACCAGGCGCAGCGUCGGUGACCUGGCGCUGCAGCUCGUGAACGGGACCAGAAGGGACAAUCUCAAGGACGAAGACCUCCAAUCCCUUGUCCGGCUCUGCGGUAAGAGCACGUUGUAUUUACCCUCGCAGUAUUCCCCGGGUCCUCUCGUCCUCCCCACAUGCUUUCGCGCGACUGCGCACUAUCUCGCGCAGCACGGUGCCGAGACGCGAGGGGUGUUCCGGAUACCUGGUUCGGUCCGCAUAGUCAACGCCCUCUACAAAUACUACUGCGCCGAUGGCGAUGUCGAGGCGAUCUCUAGCACUACUUGCUGCCCGACCCUUCCGUCACACAUCAAAGCUGGAACGCACGAUGUCGCCUCUACUUUCAAGCGCCUCCUGUCCGGCCUGCCCGGGGGGAUCUUGGGCUCCCUGGCUCCUUUCGACGCCUUGGUCGCGAUUCACGGCCAGCUAGACGGAGAAGCAGGGCUUGACAAGACGCAGCAGAUUAAGGUCAGGGCACGACUAAUUGCCUUGGUCAUCUGUACGGUCAGAACACAGCUAAGGCGCGACUUGAUAUGUGCCGUUUUUGGCCUGCUCUCCCUGAUCGGGUGCGCCGCUGAGGACGCAUCGCGGCAGGACGAGCACGGGAAGCCGCUGCCCGCGUCCGAUUUGAUGGGAUACAACGCUCUGGGAAUUGUGUUUGGACCGCUGCUGGUUGGCGAUCUUCUAAACGCGUAUGCGAUGGAAGGGGCCAACCCGAACACCGGCUUGUUGCUACCCACCGCUGCGCCGGCCGCAGGCAAGGAGAGGCGAGGAUCCAAGGUCACCGAGGAAGCCCAUCCGCGCACUCCGGCAGUCGACAAAAUCCACGUGGCCAAUAGCAUCACCGAGAUGCUUAUCACACAUUGGAGGGUGGUAGUCAGACAUAUGAAAAGUCUGGGGGUGGUCAAG
Thermothielavioides terrestris NRRL 8126 is the source of this 951-nucleotide messenger RNA. RefSeq lists its product as uncharacterized. NCBI's taxonomy places the organism in Eukaryota, Fungi, Ascomycota, Sordariomycetes, Sordariales, Chaetomiaceae. The annotation marks the transcript as partial. The transcript is spliced from 2 exons. Gene Ontology annotation, biological process: signal transduction. The record is from RefSeq and is a predicted model, not a curated record.